AUGCAGAGUGUAAUAAAUACUGUGAAAGGCACAGCGCUGGGAGUAGCCGGUUAUCUUACACCGGUGUUGAAGGAGUCAAAGUUCCAAGAAACAGGAGUCCUAACUCCUGAGGAGUUUGUAGCUGCUGGAGACCACUUAGUCCACCACUGCCCUACCUGGCAAUGGGCUAAGGGUGAAGAAUCUAAGCUGAGGCCAUACCUACCAGCUGAUAAGCAGUUCCUUAUAACUAGGAAUGUGCCAUGCUAUAGGCGGUGCAAACAGAUUGAGUACUGUGAGGAUAAAGAGAAGGUGAUAGAAGAUGAAUGUGAUGCCGAUGGAGGGUGGGUAGACACACAUCACUAUGAUAACACUGGAUCUCCUACAGUUGAGGAAAAGGUAUGUGAGAUGACGUUGGAAGCAGCCGACACCGGCGACAGUGACGGUGAGGGUGCCGCUGGUGACCGCGACGACGAUGAUGAUGAAGAGGAUGACGAGGAUGGAGAGGCUGAGGAUAUGGAGCAGUUCCAGGAGUCUGGACUCUUGGAUGAAGUGGACCCAUCAACAGACCUAGCACCGCGCAAGGAGCCCAAAACAAUGCCCGAGAAGAAGCCAAAGUCUGAUGGCGACGAGAUCAUCCGCACGAGGACCUACGACCUCCACAUCACUUACGACAAGUACUACCAGACACCAAGACUCUGGCUCAUCGGGUAUGAUGAGGACCGCACUCUCCUGAGCGUGGAGCAGAUGUACGAGGACGUGUCGCAGGACCACGCCAAGAAGACAGUCACCAUGGAGUCCCACCCACACCUGUCUGGACCUAGCAUGGCCUCCGUGCACCCGUGCCGGCACGCAGAAGUAAUGAAGAAAAUAAUAGAGACUGUCACAGAGAGUGGAGGUGAGAUGGGAGUGCACUCGUACCUGAUAGUGUUCCUCAAGUUCGUACAAACUGUCAUACCGACCAUCGAGUACGACUUUACACAGAACUUCGCCAUCAACUAG
This is a messenger RNA of Spodoptera littoralis (African cotton leafworm), 978 nucleotides long. The record is from the annotation of a GenBank genome assembly. Lineage: Eukaryota; Metazoa; Arthropoda; Insecta; Lepidoptera; Noctuidae.